UACGUUCCGAGUUGUUGACUGGUUGCAUCACGCGCUUCUAUGUGCAAUUCAAAUAAUUAAAGAUUAAUCUGUUAAUUUUAACCGAUAUUGAUCUUAAAUAGUGCUAAUUGCCUGCCGCUUGGUGUCCUCCGCGAUCCAAAUAUGCUUACCGUCCUUCGUUUGUGCCCUCCGGCACGAUUUUCGAUUGCUAAAGGUUCACAACUUUUUCACCAGUCACCGAUUACAUGCACCGCUAGGCUGGUGCGACAUAGUUCCACAAAAUCAUCACCAGAACAAGCGGGCAAUGUCGACAAAGUGCAACCAGUGGUACAGUCUCCGGCAGCGGGUUCUGCUGAAGGCAGCUGGAAUCCCAUCUUCCACUUUCCAGGAAUUGUACUCACAGCAUCAGUGAAACGGCUUAAACUGUAUCCUGUUGGAGUCACUGGUGCCACCGUUCCCAUAUGCUUGGGAUUGGCGUAUGCGGACAUACUCAGUGUCACCGCAGCUCAGAUUUGCGGAUCCAUUGGACUCACAUCCACAUUGACGUUGCUCUUGUUCAGCUAUCUGACCAACAAUCUGGUCGGUUACGUCUACACCGAUGAGGACUGCAAACGGGUGAAGAUUUCAUUUGUGGACUUCCACGGUAAACGACAGGAUCGGAUAUACUCGAUCGACGACAUUGUGCCGAGGUCGGAAUUGGGACGAUCGUUGUUGAAAUUCUAUUUCCCAGUCAAAAAUCACGAUAACGGUGACGUGUACCGUCUCAUACACAAAUACGGUGAAGUUUACAACGAGCAAGCUUUCAAUAAGGUGUUCGGAAGGGAUUAGCUGCGUUUUGUUAGUGGGUAAGUAAACUUUGUUUUUGAUCUUCAAA
This is a messenger RNA of Aedes aegypti (yellow fever mosquito), 853 nucleotides long. Its product is annotated as transmembrane protein 186. The coding region runs from base 142 to 807 and encodes 221 amino acids. NCBI's taxonomy places the organism in Eukaryota, Metazoa, Arthropoda, Insecta, Diptera, Culicidae. The transcript is spliced from 2 exons. The record is from RefSeq and is a predicted model, not a curated record. Gene Ontology annotation, cellular component: mitochondrion.